This is a messenger RNA of Marchantia polymorpha subsp. ruderalis, 1080 nucleotides long. Lineage: Eukaryota; Viridiplantae; Streptophyta; Marchantiopsida; Marchantiales; Marchantiaceae. The record is from the annotation of a GenBank genome assembly.
GUCCCGUCGCCGUCUCUCUCUCUCUCUCUCGGCGAGCACUUCGGGCGCAAGCUCAAGCUCGUGGGUCGGGGGCGGGUCUGCCAGCCGCCGCUGCAGUUCGCGCUGAUUGCCGUUCUUCUCGUGCAAUCCGAAGAGUCGCCAUCGCUAGCUCCUCCUCGCCUCGCAUCGCAUCACUUCUUGUGCUCCGGCGAAGAAUGCAGUCCUCGUGCGUGCAUUCGGUGUAGCUAAAAACCUCGGUCGUAUCUGAGUUCGGUCGAAGCUGAGAAGACGUGAAGACGCGAGGUGUUUGAAUAAUUGGAGCUCGAGAGUCGAGACCAUGUCGACGAGCUAGGAGAGCUUGUCUUCUUCACAACUUUCCGCGAAUUGGAAUCCUCCUCAACGAGCUUUGGGGGCUGAUUCUAACGGCAUCUUACUUGCGCUAGUUGACGAGUGGAAGCUCUUUGGUGAAAUGGCUCGAGCAAGCGAAUUGCAUAAGGUGGUAAAUCGGGGGAGUUGCAACAGAAUCAUGAGUCUCCAUGUGUGUACCUGGGUCUUAUCGGGUUUAGUUUCGAAUGCAAUGUGUAGAGAGCACAAACGAUAGAUUUUAUGACGGUAUCCUUCUUGAGCUAAAAAGAUGUAGCUUCCUGCUACAUCUCACACGACACGUCUCAUUUGAGUGUUCAAAUCUUUAGUGACUGAAUCGAAUACUAAAGUUAAUUUGACUUCAAUAGAGACUAGUUUGCGGGAGAAACUGUGCCAGUUAGCAGGAGGGUGUGAUGAGUGCUUUACCUGGUCCAGGAUCCACACCCCCUCCUCCACUGCCUAUUUCUAGGCUCGCGUUACCUGCCUAUCCCUCUUGAGCUAUUCGUUUCUGUAAUUUUUUUCGAAAAUACAUGCUCCUUGGUCUCCAAGAUCGAGAAGAAAUUAUCCGAGAGCACAAGAAGUGCCGGAGUUUUCGAGAAAAGAUUAACAGUUCCGGGGGUAUUUUAGACACCCGGGUAGGUGGUGCACUUCUGCGUUUCGGUAGAACGUGAAUUCUGUGUGGAUCGCCGGAAUAUAGGAGAAUCACUUCAUGUACUUUUUUAUUACAGAAGAUUUUGA